AUGCGAUCUAGAGUGACUAGGCAUCAUAUUUGCAAUCCUCUGAUGGCAUUGAUGUCUCAUAACGAGGAAUAUUCCUUGCAGUCGCCAUGGCAUAUGACCAAACUAAGUCUAAAUAUUGACUCCGCUGAUCCGUUUUUGACACUUCAUAAACCGAGCUUCCAUUGGUGCAUGCGUAGCAACAUGUGCAUUGGCUCCAGUUGGCUGACUUUAAUGUUGCUCAAAACGUAUUUUUCUGGCUCAUUUGUGUUGCGACGAGAGGCUGAGUGUGGCUUGAACGAAGAUGAUCCCAGCCUCUCUCGGAUCGGUUCUGUCGGCGAGGUCACCAGGCGCACCAACAUGUCCUUCCCAACUCGACUUAACUCGCCUAUGAUCGACUGCUGGGACUUGACACCGUCUCUGGAGCAUAUUCUCCCCUCGGGAAGCCUGUCAACAGUCCUACCAGAUUCGACCCUCUUCCAGGGUUGCCGUUCUGCUACAGACCGCAGAGAUGGUCACGUGAACUCGUGGGAGACCGGUUCGUCGGCAGAUCAAUCGUCCACCGAGCCUCUUACGGCUCUGAGCAUCACCAGGGCAGAUGAGCCCUGGAUGCUGGGCAAAAUGCAUGUCUGUCAUUUCUGGCGACCGGCACUUUGA
Messenger RNA from Protopolystoma xenopodis, 633 nucleotides. The record is from the annotation of a GenBank genome assembly. Lineage: Eukaryota; Metazoa; Platyhelminthes; Monogenea; Polystomatidea; Polystomatidae.